AUGUACUAUUUCACCUAUGAUCCUUGGAUUGGCAAGUUACUGUACCUGGAAGACUUCUAUGUCAUGGAACCUUUUCGAGGUUUAGGUAUUGGAUCCGAAAUUUUGAAGAAACUAAGCCAGAUAGCAAUUACGAACCGCUGCAGCUGCAUGAACUUCCUUGUAGUCAUAUGGAACCAGACAUCUACUGAAUACUACACCAGGCGGGGGGCCCUGGACUUAACCACUAGGGAGGGUUGGCAUCUGUUCCGGUUUGAAAGAAAAGAGCUCUUAAAAAUGGCUAAUGAAGACUGA
Messenger RNA from Gracilinanus agilis (Agile Gracile Mouse Opossum), 291 nucleotides. RefSeq names its product spermidine/spermine N1-acetyl transferase like 1 (gene SATL1). The coding region runs from base 1 to 291 and encodes 96 amino acids. The transcript has 3 exons. The record is from RefSeq and is a predicted model, not a curated record. NCBI's taxonomy places the organism in Eukaryota, Metazoa, Chordata, Mammalia, Didelphimorphia, Didelphidae. Gene Ontology annotation, molecular function: N-acetyltransferase activity. Gene Ontology annotation, cellular component: cytosol.